Molecule: messenger RNA, 901 nt
Organism: Arabidopsis arenosa
Lineage: Eukaryota; Viridiplantae; Streptophyta; Magnoliopsida; Brassicales; Brassicaceae
Source: the annotation of a GenBank genome assembly
UUCACAACUCACAUCUUCUCAUCUUCCUCGUUUUAUCCAAAUCCUCUCUCAGAUUUCAUCAAAUCAUUUCUUGCUUCCGAUCUGAAAUUGCGGCGGAGAAAGAAAAAGAAAAAAAAAAAUGACUGAAUUCUAUGUUUCUCUAUUCAUCUCAAACGUCACUUCUCACUUAUCUCCGACAUUUGAUAACAUCCCGUCGAAGAAAAUCGUACCGACACCGAUUGAGAAAGAUGUCUCUUUAGUCUCUCGCACCGGACGAGAUCUGCAACGUUACAACACCGCAGGGUAUCGUCAAGUCGUUGGAUGUGUACCAUAUAGAUACAAGAAACAUGGUGGAGGAGAAAUUGAAGUGCUUUUGAUAAGUGCACAGAAGAAAGGGAAAGGAAUGUUAUUACCAAAAGGAGGUUGGGAGAUUGAUGAAUCAAUAGAAGAAGCUGCUUUAAGAGAGACAAUUGAAGAAGCUGGUGUUACGGGUCAGCUUGAAGAAUCACUUGGGAAAUGGCAAUACAAAAGCAAAAGACAUAGUAUGAUUCAUGAUGGUUACAUGUUUCCUUUGCUUGUUAGUCAACAGUUUGAGCGAUGGCCUGAAGCUGACAUUAGACAACGUAAAUGGGUUUCUUUGUCUGAAGCGAUUGAGUUGUGUCAGAAUUCUUGGAUGAGAGAAGCUUUGGAAGCUUUUAUUAACCGGAAAUGUCAGACCAACUAAGGAGGAUAAUGUGGAAUCACUGGGAAGAAACAGAGGUUAAGUUUAGUCUUGUGAUUUGAUUCAUUCAUUUGUUAAUGAUAUUAGUUAGACUAAUUUAAAAGCACUGAUUGUUCUGAAUGUUUGUCUUCACGACAUGUAAUGUGUACAUAUAUAAAAUGGAUCAAUCUUCUAGAUGUUAAAUCAACUGGUGUGAUUUCU